GCGGGGCAGCGUGGCGUCAGCGCAAGAGAUGGCGGCCUCGGCGGCGCCGUUCCUGCGAUUACGGAGCGGGCUCCGGCAAGGCGCGUGGGGGCUAUGCGCGAGAUUCGCGACGCCGCCCCCUCGGGCCCCGGACCAGUUGCAGGCUACAGAGAUUGGGAGCCGAGCAGGCAUUAAGGCCCAGGCCCAGGGGCCACAGCAGCAGAGGAACUCGGAGGGUCCCAGCUAUGCCAAAAAAGUCGCACUCUGGCUUGCUGGGCUGCUCGGGGCUGGUGGGACCGCGAGCGUCAUCUAUAUUUUUGGAAACAACUCUGUGGAUGAAAAUGGUGCCAAGAUUCCCGAUGAAUUCGACAACGAUCCAAUUCUGGUACAGCAGUUGCGCCGGACAUACAAAUAUUUCAAAGAUUAUAGACAGAUGAUCAUCGAGCCCACCAGCCCCUGCCUUCUCCCAGACCCUCUGCGGGAGCCGUACUACCAACCACCGUACACACUGGUCUUGGAGCUCACUGGCGUCCUCUUGCACCCUGAGUGGUCGCUGGCCACUGGCUGGAGGUUUAAGAAGCGUCCAGGCAUCGAGACCUUAUUCCAGCAGCUCGCCCCUUUGUAUGAAAUCGUCAUCUUUACGUCAGAGACUGGCAUGACUGCCUUUCCACUCAUCGACAGCGUGGACCCCCACGGCUUCAUCUCCUACCGCCUGUUCCGGGACGCCACGAGAUACAUGGAUGGGCACCAUGUUAAGGACAUUUCGUGUCUGAAUCGGGACCCAGCCCGAGUAGUAGUCGUGGACUGCAAGAAGGAAGCCUUCCGCCUACAGCCCUACAACGGCGUCGCCCUGCGGCCCUGGAAUGGCAACUCCGAUGACCGGGUCUUAUUGGACCUAUCUGCCUUUCUGAAGACCAUUGCUCUGAAUGGUGUGGAGGAUGUCCGAACUGUGCUGGAGCACUACGCCCUGGAGGAAGACCCACUGGAGGCUUUCAAACAGCGGCAAAGCCGGCUGGAGCAGGAGGAGCAGCAGCGGCUGGCUGAGCUCUCCAAAUCCAGCAAGCAGAACCUCUUCUUUGGCUCCCUUACCAGCCGCUUGUGGCCUCGCUCCAAACAGCCCUGACCACUGGGCCUCCUUAAACUCAGUGCCUGGGUUCUGGGCUCCAGGCCCAGUGCUCCCAGACCACGGCUUGGCCAACCACAUGUCCAAUAAAGUUCAUCGCAGACGCCA
Molecule: messenger RNA, 1210 nt
Organism: Balaenoptera acutorostrata (minke whale)
Lineage: Eukaryota; Metazoa; Chordata; Mammalia; Artiodactyla; Balaenopteridae
Gene: TIMM50
Product: translocase of inner mitochondrial membrane 50
Exons: 11
Coding region: 29-1102 (357 amino acids)
Molecular function (GO): phosphoprotein phosphatase activity
Source: RefSeq, a predicted model, not a curated record